This is a messenger RNA of Xiphophorus maculatus (southern platyfish), 1466 nucleotides long. RefSeq lists its product as uncharacterized. The transcript is spliced from 8 exons. The record is from RefSeq and is a predicted model, not a curated record. The coding region runs from base 394 to 1179 and encodes 261 amino acids. Lineage: Eukaryota; Metazoa; Chordata; Actinopteri; Cyprinodontiformes; Poeciliidae.
CUGCGUGGGACUGGCGUUCAGUGAAACCGACACUGGAUUCAGUGGUAGCAGGCGUCCGCGUUUCACCAUUGUUUUGUUUUGCUUCAGUCUAUUCGAAACCACAUGGAAACACCGGGAAUAAAGGAUGUUUCGCCACGCCGCGACGUUUAGUCGUUGUCAUCUGCGAGAAGAAGAAGAAGACGACUUUCUGAAUGAACCACCGGUAUUCAUUUACCCGCCCGAGCCUUUGGCACUCGAACGCACCACUCGCUGUGGAUACCGCCGGGGAAAUGCGUUAAAUUAAAUAGAAACAUCGGUCGUCUGCUGUCCUGUGUUGCUCGUACGAGACGCUUCUUAUGGCUUUUACCAGCAGGACGACAUAAGGAGCCUCAUCACGUCACAUCCCGGUUAGAUAUGGCAGUCAGCACAACGGAGCCGCUCUGUCAGCCCUGCGUCUAUCAUGAAGAUUUUAAAGUGGAGCUUCAGGUGAGGCGACCUCUGAUGCCUGUUCGCCUGAGUCCUGAGCAGGUGGGGCUGGAGAUGCUGUGUCUCUGUGGGCAACUGGACCUCCUCAUCAGGGCGCAGAUGCAACAGUUCCAGGAGCAGUUAGGUCAAGGCUGUAGCCCAGAAGAGUCGGACACCUUUCAGAGUGAAGGAUCAGAGAUUCUUGACCAAAUGCUGCAGUGCCUUGAACAUCUACCAAAGCCUAUGCCACAGCUAGAGGACUACCUGGACAUGGUGGGCCUCUCAGCCAUGUUUCCUCGUGUCGAGGUCUUCCUUAUUCAAGGCAGCCCUGUUGAUAUGCUGGAUCGGCCGCUGAUGGAUGAAUACUUCUUCCAUGUCGCCAAACUGAACCAGCUGCUGGUGCUGAGUCAGCAGCUGGAGGAGGACAUCAGGCACCUGGGUAGUCAUAAAUACAUAGCCCACCAGCUCUCAGUUAUAUAUCAAGUCAUCAGCUCUUUCAGGGGAAUCCAGGUCUUUUCAGAAAUAAAGAAGGACAUUGAGACCAACUUCAAACAGAUGAAGCAGUCUCUGAUGGCGGAGGAAGGCUGCAGGCACGAGCCUCAGCUGACAGCUCAUUACAUCAGCUGGAUUUUGGAAAUAACGAAAGGCCUAACGUCGCUGGUUCUGUCACUGCCAGAGGAGUUGACAGAGGACCUUCAUCAGGCUUUCACCUUUGUGUCUCAGUUCCUGUCCUAGAAGCAGAGUCACCCCCACUAACAUCCCAGUAACUCCAGUAAGAAUCUGGCUACUAACUGAACUGAACCAUGACUGACUUUUAAAAAGGUGCUAUGCCAUUUGAUUCAACUCAACAACGAAGAGCUGGACAGCCUAGAUUACUUACAGAUAAUGUAGAGUUUUUGUUAUUUUGUCGUUCUCGUGUUUGGGACUGAAUGACUGCUUGAUGAAGCCACCCUUGCACUACUGUAAUUACAACUUUUUUUUUUUUUUAAAUACCAUGGAAGAAUAAAAUUCAUUAAAAUGAA